This is a messenger RNA of Bactrocera oleae (olive fruit fly), 698 nucleotides long. RefSeq names its product NADH dehydrogenase (ubiquinone) 15 kDa subunit (gene ND-15). The record is from RefSeq and is a predicted model, not a curated record. Lineage: Eukaryota; Metazoa; Arthropoda; Insecta; Diptera; Tephritidae.
ACACUUCUUUACCUGCCUGAAGAAUUUUAAAGCAUAGCGUUACACUGCGUUGUCAGUGACUAUAUUACCAUAGAACAGCUGUGAGCUUUGACGUUUCUAAAGCAUAAUAAUUUAGUUUAUUCAAUUUUCUCCGCUACUAUUUCCGACCAAAUAAAAUAAACUAUUUAUAAAGAGUUGCAAUGUCUUUGGGACCAUUUUUGCGUACUCCUUUUACGGAUUUGACUGGAUGUUUGAUCAAUCACCAAACCUAUGAGAAAUGUGGAAAGAUGGAAAUGGAAAUGAUGGAAUGUCUUGAAGCUUACGGAGUUGAAAGGGGUCAAAAAAUGUGUACUGAUAUUAUUGCAGAUUUCAGUGAAUGUGUUGGUGUACAGAAGCAACUAAGGAGGUUCCAUGCAAUGCGUAAUGAACGGCUAAAACAAUACUAUUUUGGUGACCGUAAAAAGGAAGAACUAUUUGCGGAUCCUCCUAGAGUUGAUGCUUUCUAAUAAACAAAAUUUAAUGAAGUUUCUUGAAAAGUUUGGAUUUUGCUUUUGCUAAAGAAUUUUGUUCUGCAUAUGCAUAUAAAAAAAUAGUAUGUCUAUUGGUUAAGGUCCGCAAUAUAUUUAGUAAAAGUAAAUAGAUAGUAAAUCCUUUCAAUCAUUUAUAUGACUGCAAAUGCAUGAAUAGAAAAACGUCAUUCAAAAUAUUUGUAAACAUUA